Molecule: messenger RNA, 2070 nt
Organism: Cyphellophora europaea CBS 101466
Lineage: Eukaryota; Fungi; Ascomycota; Eurotiomycetes; Chaetothyriales; Cyphellophoraceae
Exons: 3
Coding region: 1-2070 (689 amino acids)
Biological process (GO): DNA-templated transcription
Molecular function (GO): DNA binding; zinc ion binding
Source: RefSeq, a predicted model, not a curated record
AUGUUGCUGUCCGUCUUGAAAGGCCUGACGGACUCCCCUGACUUCGAAGGCCAGAAGCAUCAGGAUAUCCUAGACCUCAUUGAAAAGAUGUCGGACCAGCCUCCAGAAAGUUCGCGGUCGGGCAGCCUGGGCCUCAGCCAAGAUCCAGGAAGUUCGAGCAGCGGCCGGACGUUCGAAAGAGCUCAAACGACGGAUACCUCGCCGAUGCCAAUGGGCACGGAUGAUUCUCGCGCUUACUUCAGACGUGCUGGCGAGAACCUUGUCAGGUCUGACAUUGGUUCGCCCGACAGACAACGAGAGUUAUCAUCGGCCGUCAACCUCGACGCUGGAACCGGUAUGCCAGGAUAUGUUGGUAAAAUGUCCGAGGUCUCCUGGGUGCAACGGAUUGGAGCAUAUCUCGUCGGUGUGCAGCCUUUGUCAUAUCCCGACUUCGCCUCUACCCAGAUUGAUAUGCAGAAUCUUGACGCCACAGGCAUUGCCUACUACACCGAUGACCAGAAUUUGCUGGCCAUCGAUGAGGAUUACGUCGAUCCGCAUCUGUUGCCGCCGUGGCAAGUUGUCAUGGUCCUCACCGAAGCAUACUUCCAUUCUUUGCAAGGCGCCUUCCACUUUGUCCCGCGUGAGCAGUUUUAUCAAGAUUUGAAGAAUGUGUACGAUGCGGUGGGUGAGAGGGUCGUUCCGACCUGGGGUCAGCGGAGCUGUCUCGCACUGGCCAAUGUGAUGUGGGCAGUCGGCGCUAAAUGGAUGCAGAUGACACAUCUCGAGCAGCAUACCUUGUCGAGCGUACACCAUGAUUUCUCGGAAAAUCAUCUAGUAUACUACGCUCGCGCACGUGCGCUUGGCCUAGACCACCGAAUGCAGUUUGACCACCCGAGCAUCGAGUUAAUACAAGGUUUGGCCGUUCUGGGACUGUACCUGCUGGCCAAUGGCAGCAUUCAGCGGGCUUCGAGUCUGGUUGCGCAGGCUAUAAGGCACGCCACGGCUCUGGGACUUCACCUCAAAGUCACAGAAGGGGUCAUGUCAGACUCGGAAUUGACGCGUCGAUCUAGACUCUGGUGGUCUCUCUACCGCAUCGAGGUUUUGCUCUCGGAGACCACAGGACGGCCGAAAUGUUUGCAUAUUGAGGACAUGACUGUUCCUUUCAGGUCGCUGUUCUCGAAUGCAGGCGAAGGCUUGCCUGAUGUACCAGGUAAUAUCAUCGAUGCUCCAAUAUCCGACAACGAUUCCGCCGAGGUUUGGAAGGCUUUCAUUGGGGACGGCACAGAAGUUGCACGUCGAUUGAAAGGCGGCGCGAUACCCUGGUCGAAGCUCGUACCGCUCGGCCUCAACAUGAGCGAGACUCAUUUCGCCGCAAGCCUUGAGUUGAGUGGAAUCAGUGAUAAGAUUGGAUCCAAGAUAUACCUCAGCCCGGGAGACUUGACGUGGUUCGAUGUUCAGUCCACAGUCAAAAAAAUGGAGAGAGAACUUGAACAAUGGCAGGAGCAUCUACACCAAGAUCUGCAAAUGGAAUCCCUUGGGCAGACCCAGAUUGAUCCACGUUCCAGUCUGGAGUUGGAGAUGUACUUCUGCAGUAUACGCAUGAUCCUAUACCGGCCUUUCAUGUGCGAGAUCCGUAUUGAUCAAGAAUCCGCUGGAAGCGCCGAGUUCAACCGGCUCUCUGCGCGUGCUGGGGUCACUGCUGCGAUUCGAAUGCUCGAUGUAAUGCCCGAUGACCCGAUCGCAGCGGAUGUUGCGCAAGUUCUCCCCUGGUGGGUUCUUUUGCAAUACGUUUGUCGAGCCGCGGCAAUGUUGCUUCUGGAAAUGUGCUUGAACAUCCAGCACAUGCAGAAUGAAACGAAAGAGGUUAUGGCGGCUACGAGGAAAGCGCUGAACUAUCUCUGGAUCCUGGCGCCGGAGUCAAAGAGCGCAUACCGAGCGUGGAAUAUCUUUCGUCCGCUGGUCGAUAAAGUGGCGCAGCGAUACCGUCAGAACGUGUUGGGAAAUCUGCCCUUGGAUGCUCAGAAACCACAAGGUUGGUCACGGGAUGAUAACCAGAAAAUGCAUCAGUGCAUAGCCAAAAUCUUGUGGUAG